CCAUUAAGUGUGUGUGUGGCCCUCAGUCCUCCAUUAUAAAACCACCCUUUCUUCUUUCCAUUCCCACUCACUCACCACAAAAUUAAUCAAGAGAUGGCUCUGGGAAGAGGCAGUGCAGUGGUUCUCCUACUCUCUCUCUGUUUCUUGCUGCUUCACUCUCACAUGGCUCAUGCUGCCACCUACAGAGUCGGAGGUACCGGUGGUUGGACCUUCAACACUGUUGCCUGGCCCAAAGGCAAACGCUUUAAGGCCGGUGACACACUUGUGUUCAGAUAUAGCCCUACGCUUCAUAAUGUGGUGGCAGUAAACAGGGGUGGGUAUGAUGGUUGCACAACUCCAAGAGGGUCGAAAGUGUAUACUUCGGGGAACGAUCAGAUCAGACUCGCUAAGGGACAGAACUACUUCAUCUGCAACUUUGUGGGUCACUGUCAAGCUGGGAUGAAAAUUGCCGUCACUGCUGCUUGAGUUUGUGUUAACUUUUCGAUAACUAUAUAUCUCAGUGCUUUCCUACUCCUACAAUUUGUAAUGUAAUGCAAAUUGGAACUUAUCUCAUAACAUAGGUAUGUGUUCGAAGAAAAAGGGUAGCUAUCUGUGCUCUCUUUUGUGUAUCUUUUACUUAUUAUCUGUUUCAGAAUAAUGAAUCAUGUCGCCAAUAUCAUAUAUAUCUCAAAACACCUUUUAAAUAGA
Vigna unguiculata (cowpea) is the source of this 687-nucleotide messenger RNA. RefSeq names its product basic blue protein-like. The record is from RefSeq and is a predicted model, not a curated record. Gene Ontology annotation, cellular component: plasma membrane. NCBI's taxonomy places the organism in Eukaryota, Viridiplantae, Streptophyta, Magnoliopsida, Fabales, Fabaceae. Gene Ontology annotation, molecular function: electron transfer activity.